Messenger RNA from Neltuma alba, 848 nucleotides. Its product is annotated as protein CURVATURE THYLAKOID 1A, chloroplastic. NCBI's taxonomy places the organism in Eukaryota, Viridiplantae, Streptophyta, Magnoliopsida, Fabales, Fabaceae. The coding region runs from base 155 to 640 and encodes 161 amino acids. The transcript is spliced from 5 exons. Gene Ontology annotation, cellular component: chloroplast thylakoid membrane; thylakoid. The record is from RefSeq and is a predicted model, not a curated record.
UCAUUCGUUUUUGUUCGUUACAAGAUAUCUCUGCACAAACUCCUCUUCUGCUCUAAUAGUAAUACUCAGCUCUCUCGUAGCUUUCAAUCAUCAAUCGUGUGUUACCCAACCAAAUCCCUAAGCUUCCCCAGUUCCAGUUCGUCUUUCAGCGGUAAUGGCAACGGCGGCUUCAGCCACCGUCUUUGUUUCCCGCCUUCCUUCCACCACUGCCAACGUCACUCGCUGCUCCGCUCUUCCCUAUCUCCCUCCUCGCCUCUCCACCACUUCUCUCUCCCCUUCUCUCAAGCACUUCUCAGAGUCCCGGAAAUCUUUCCUGCUUCAGACCAGGGCAUCUUCAGACGACACGUCUAGUCCUGUAGAUGCCAACGAGCUAUUCACGGAUUUGAAGGAGAAGUGGGAUGCUGUUGAAAACAAGAGUACAGUACUUCUUUAUGGCGGGGGAGCUAUAGUCGCUGUCUGGCUGUCUUCCAUUCUCGUGGGCGCCAUCAACUCGGUCCCCUUGCUUCCAAAGAUUAUGGAGUUGGUAGGGCUAGGAUACACUGGCUGGUUUGUCUACCGGUACCUCCUAUUUAAGUCUAGCAGAAAGGAACUAGCCACGGACAUUGAGGCACUGAAGAAGAAGAUUGCUGGAACUGAAUAAACUGUAUCAGUGGUGCAAUGAAAUCAUCUUGUGUUUUUGUUUCACUGUAUCUCCAUGUAUAAGAGUCAUUUGUUCUAUCCUCUGAUAUAGAGUAGAAUCCCUCUCAAUCUCAACCACAUGUAUCAUCACCCCGCUUCAUUGUUGAAUGACAUAAUGUUGCAGAUUUAAUACGCAUGGCAAUGGUGUUAACUGGUAACUGAGGAGUUAA